AGUUGGGUGGACGCAAGUAGUGCCAAAUAUGGCUCUGUGUGUCACCAAUGUCAGUGCCUGGAUAUUUGGCAGCUGUGCAAGAUCACGAUGAGUGCCAACUCCUUUGCGAAGCUGACGAGCUUUGCGCCGGCGCCGCUCUGCUUCAACCCGGGCUCUGCGAGGUGCGGGGCCUGGCGCAGGCCUUGGGUUCUCCGACCCCGGAGGGCGCCAGGACAGCGGUCUACGAAGCCGACUCGUCCCAGGCCCCAUCUGAGACAGCGCACGCCGGCCAAAGACGGCCUGGGUUUGGCUUGCGCCGGGUGCUGUUGACCACCUACGCGACGGGGAAGAUCUUUGAAGAAACCCAGCGAAGGCUGCACGACAGCCUGGAAAUCGCCGAGAUCUCGGAGCACUGGCCGUGGAACAAGUCCUCCUUCGAGUCCGGGGUUCACGGAGACUGGUACAAAAGGCACGAGCGGGUGAACUUCAAAAGGGGCGGCGCCUGGAAGCCGUACGCGAUCUGGCAGGCCUUCAGGCAUGUGAAGUGGGGUGAGUGGCUCGUCUACCAUGACGCGUCGCGGUACGUGCAGGAGGGCUUCAGCUCCUCGGUGCAGCCGCUGCUGGCGUGGCUGGAGGCUAACCGCGAGGAGAACCCCUGCGAGUGUCUGGCUGCAGUGAGACUGCGGCAGACCAUGGAGUACGAAUGGCUGCAGCAGUGCGUGCCUCCUUAUGGUGAGCCAGUGGAUCGUGACCGAGCUGCUGACAUCUUCUGCGGCUUGAUGUGGAAGCUGGGCAUAUGCAGGCCAAGUUCGCCGGCGGAGUGCUGUGCCGCCCACUGGGAUCGCCCCAUGUUGCAGCAUGCCUGGUCCGUGUGGCGGAAGAACCGCCGCAGCGCCCGUUUCUUGCGGGAGUGGGCCCAUCAGGCGGAGGACUACGACACGCUGGCGCAUUUGCCCUUUGUGGACCAGAGCCUGAAUUCUCUGCUUUUCUACAGGUGGAAGGAGCAGUUGUCCCUGCGUGCGCUGUGGGUGCCCAGCCUGUACCGGUCCGCCUGGAGACAGGACAUGGACUUGGGCCUCACCGGCCGCUCUGACGGCAACAUCUUCAAGCACUUGAACUUUGUUUUGGACGAGCUUUGGAACGAGGGCACGAUGCAGCGCAAGCUGCUGCAUUUGGUGGACCCCGCAGAUGAGGGACGUGCGGAUGCUUCGCUGGCAGGCAUGGCCUGGCGCAGGAAGCUGGCGCCACCGGCCAGGUGGCGGCGGUCCUUGUGCGAAGCGCAUCCGAAACUCUCCGCCAGGGCGGUGGCUGCUCGCGUCUUCGUGGGGGAGGACACCCCGGAGGUGUCCGCAUUUCUAGCGGAGCUCAGCGGCAUGUGGAAGUCCCCGGCGGCUUGGCCGAGGGAUGUCUACGAGCCGCUGACGUUUCUGGACGGUGCACGGCAAAACGGGUGGUGGCGCGCCCUCCCCGGCGUGCCGCGGGACGCGCUUGCGGACGGAGACGCUCUGGCGCAGGGCUUCUCUGGGGCGCUGCGCCUGGGGAGGCUGCGGCCGCACUUUCUGAGGGGCCUCUACGGCAAGGAGGCGCUGAGAGUCUUGGCGCAGGUCACCUUGGUGAACGACGGGAAAGUGGCCUGGGCGCCGGGGGGGCGGUUGUGCAGUCUGGAGGGCAACUCCUCGCUGAAGGUGUCCGGCCUCUGCCUCAAGGAC
Messenger RNA from Effrenium voratum, 1688 nucleotides. The record is from the annotation of a GenBank genome assembly. NCBI's taxonomy places the organism in Eukaryota, Dinophyceae, Suessiales, Symbiodiniaceae.